UUCGAAGAUAAACCAAACCAGUAAACCGCCUAUAUAAAAAUAUGAAGCUGUUGGUAUUGCUGGUAUUAUUGGGUGUUGCUGCAGUGGCACCAGCUCCUCAGUCACAAAACCAGAAUGAGCCAGAAGUGCAACUCCUGCGAUUUGAAUCUGACAACGAUGGACUCGGCACAUAUAGCUAUUCAUUUGAACAAAGCGACAAAACGCAACGAGAAGAACAAGGUGAGCUGAAGAAUGCUGGGACCGACAAUGAAGCGAUUUCCAUAAAAGGCUCCUACAGUUGGGUCGCCCCUGAUGGCGUUGUUUAUAAAAUCACCUAUAUUGCUGACGAGAACGGAUUCCAGCCAAAGAUAGAAAAGACUCCAUCAACCUCUGCAUAAUUAUUGGUAAACAGAAACAUA
Messenger RNA from Galleria mellonella (greater wax moth), 398 nucleotides. RefSeq names its product endocuticle structural glycoprotein SgAbd-5-like. The coding region runs from base 42 to 377 and encodes 111 amino acids. Gene Ontology annotation, molecular function: structural constituent of chitin-based larval cuticle. The transcript has 3 exons. NCBI's taxonomy places the organism in Eukaryota, Metazoa, Arthropoda, Insecta, Lepidoptera, Pyralidae. Gene Ontology annotation, cellular component: chitin-based extracellular matrix. The record is from RefSeq and is a predicted model, not a curated record.